Messenger RNA from Cinara cedri, 3356 nucleotides. The record is from the annotation of a GenBank genome assembly. NCBI's taxonomy places the organism in Eukaryota, Metazoa, Arthropoda, Insecta, Hemiptera, Aphididae.
UUAACCUCGAUUUGUAAUGCAAAAAACACUUCGGAUAGGAUUUUAUUUCAUGUGCAGCGGCCAAGUCGCAUUGCCACAACUAAAGAUAGUACUAUCUUUAAUCGUGCACGUUACCGAGAUCUUAUCAUACCAAAUUCUUAUCGUUUAUCAGAUAACUGCUUAUCACCCUGAUUCUACGUUUCUAUGAUAAUAUUAUUAUUAUUUACCUACUUUCAAUUAAUAGGUAUUCAUAGUUUCGUCAAAUACUAUAAAUGAUUAUUUUCGGGUAUUUGGUUUUGUACAGACGACAGACCCGUGUGCUAUAGUACAUUUAAAAUUAUGUCCUGUCGGUGAUUCAGUGAUUUUUGUUGUUACACCUUACACUGGCCGUUCUCGUGUAUUACCGACAGACUUCACAAUGGGAUCAGAACAGAGCUCGCAGUCCAAUGCCUCAAACUCAGGUUCGAAAAAUCCAAAAUUGAAACGAGGAAAAUCUGUGCCCGAAAGUUCAUGGCCGCGAAACUCUCAGGACGGUCAACAGAGCAGAGCCGCCAGCGCUAAUACGUCGCCUGGCCACAGUGUAUGCAGUGACGUUGACUUGCCGUACAUUUCGUAUACCGUCAACAGACCGAUCGGAGGUAGGUACCCAUUAUUGGCAGUACAACAGUAAGUUCCUGUUAGAGUAUCUAGAUUUAGAAAAUUUCAAUUAAUACACUUGGCUAAUACCCUUUUAGAUUCACCAAAGAAACUCAGCAUUAUGACCAGAGGUCGCUCUAUGCAGGUGGAAUCGCAGCGAUCCAAGAAAAAGACUCCAAAAACUACACCAAAACACAACAUUGUAGUUGUCAGGCCAGCUGUACAAGAAAAUACGGAUAUGGAUGAAGACCUGUUUCGACUUAAGGUGAUUUUCCAAAACUUGUUUAGAGUAUUUCAAUUAUAUUUAUGUUUAUUGUGUAUAUUUCAAUUACAAAAUACUAACUUAACACUAAUUGAUAUUAUUUUUUAAACCAAAUGAAUAAAUUAGCUUUACGUUAUCAAUGUUUGAGAAGAAAAUAAAUUAACCAAAAUAGUCAUUAUUAAUAAUAAUUAAGCAUACCGCACAUUAAAUACAUAAUAUUAACUUAGUCUAAUGCACAUAAUUAACUAAACAAAAGUAUUGGUCUGUAGUUUAUUUUACAACAUUAAAUAGAAAAAUUGGUAACAUUAUUAUGUAAUAUAUUUAAAAUCAUAAUGAACAUUUUAUAAAAAAAACUUAAUAUUUAACUGUUUAUUUAAAAAAUAAUACAAAUUCUUGUAAUAUAAUCUUAUCAAUACAAUUGCCUUUAAUUUUAGUGUUAUUUUAUUUUAUAACUAUAGUUUCUAGUUUAGUACAAUAAUAUAUUUCUAAUUAUUAGCUUUAUCCAAUGGCUAAUGACUAGGGUAUUUAUAAAAUGAUUCUUUAACACAUCAAUAAAAACAAUUUUUAAAAAAUACUGAAUAAAGUUUUGAAGAAAUUUUGUUAUAAUAAAUUAAUAAAUAAAUUGUAUUGUAUUGUAUAAAACACAUUUCAGCAAGUACCAUCAUUUUUGCCGAUAAUGCGAGGUACUGUAUCCCUACCGGCAGCCAGAGAUCGAGAAGCGUUAGAAAGAGUAGAUGCAGAUGCAUUUUACAGACUGUGUCAACUAUACCAGACAUAUAUGAGCCGCUGUGCCAAAGUAGUAACCGCAGACCAAACAUUAAUCAAUAAACAAAUUUUGGAGGUAAGAAUUGUUGUGUCUUUAUUAUCACUAUUAAAUUGUAUUAUUUACAAAAAUAACUUGUUUUGAUUUUUUUCAGAUUGACGACAAAACCGUAAGAGUAUUAAAUUUAUACAUAACCUCAUACAAACAUUAUGCCAAAAUCAACGAGCAGUUUAAAUGUAUUAACGAUAUGAACAAACAACUAAACUCGUGUCAUCUGUUGUUGAAUAAGACGUUGGAUUCCGUACAAAUGUUAAAUAACAAACUACCUCCGAAUGAGCGGUUGGAACCAUUUGUUUGGACCACGGGUUAAACAACUAAUGGCGUCAAUCAUACUUAUUUUAAAUACUAUACUUAACUUAGUCUUUAAUCAUAAUUUAUUUUAUGAUAUAUAGUUAUAUAAUAUGUUAUUUAUAUAAGUGUUCAAAUAUUAACAUUUGAUCAUUUUCUUUGGUCAGUAUAGAACGUUAUUUGCUUAAGUAUCCAUGGCAAAUGAAACGACAAUUUUGUGUACACGUCGGGAUAGCCUGGUUUGGCACAUCCCGAACCAAAUGAUGUGAGCCCAGCCAAAAACCAUCGUCCAUUUGGACCCGAACAUUGCAGUGGUCCCCCAGAAUCUCCCUGCAAAAUAUUUUGAUCGAUUACAUCAGUUAACGACAUAACUCUUCAUAAUUAUUCGACUUACAACACAAGGACCGCCACCUUUCCCGUCCAUUCGGCCAGCACAAAGGUGACCCUCGUUUAUGGGUACGGCCGGUCCAUACUUGUCUCUACAAACGGAUGUGUUGUGCACUGGAACUUUGAUUUGCCGCAGUUUACUCGACAAUGGUCCAUUAGGUUUGAUUUUACCCCAGCCAGUGGUGACGCAAACUUUGGGAAUAGGUGUGUCAUUUGUUGUGGGCGGUAAACAUAAACAUCGUACGUUCGUGUUGGUGAUGUUUGUUGGCCUGGAUAGUUUCAUUAAUGCUGCCAAUAUGAAAAAAAAAAACAUUUAAAACUAAUAAUAUCAAACUCAGUUUUUAUUUAUUUUUUUUUUUUUAAAUUCACUAUUAACCUAUGUCAUUUUGGUAGUUAUGAAACAUGUCGUGGAUAAUUACUUCAUCGAUUGGGAUACGCUCUUCAGUAUGUUCUUCUACGUCUUUGUUCCAGUCGCCCAAUACGGCAGUCCAAAGAGCCGCUAACGGCAAACUAAACUGUUCACUAAAAAUCAAAAUUUAUACUACAAGUUUUAAAAUAAAUUGUUAAGAUUAAUCCAACUUACUUUUUGAUACAAUGUGCAGCCGUCAGCACCCAAGUAGGCUGUAUAAGUACACCUGCGCACCAGUGGCCGACAAAACCGAAUGCUGGAUGAAGUAACUGUAACGAUACCUAAAUAGAAAAUGUGCCCCAUUUAAAAUAAUUUACUGUAGCAUAUUAUCUAACUUGUUUUUGUUUUAUUAAUUUUUAUUCAUUAAUUACCUACCAAAGAAUUUUAUAAUUGUUUAAUGAUUUAUUGUACAUAAAGUUAAAAGUUUGUGAAAUAUUACAGUCCUAUAAUAUUAUUUUUAUUAAUUAAUAUCUUUUAUUUUAUUAUGUUUUAUUAUAUAUAUAUUUAUUAAUACUUUGUGAAUAUUAUGUGAUCAUGCCAUAUUACAGUAUAUUAAAUAUACCAUUUGAAUU